CCCCGCGCGCAGCCGCGCGCCGGGGGGGGGGCCGUCGCAGCUGCCCUUGCCGCGGGGCGCCGCGCGCGGGGCAUGGAGCGGCGCGUGGCGGAGCGGCUGCGCGGCGCCCUGGGCCCCUCCGGCUUCGAGGCGCACGCCUUCAAGGUUGGAUGGUACAAUGCUGUUCUCCAGCCAGCCUUUCAUCUCCCCUACCCAGAUGACACACUGGCCUUUGUGGUCCUCAGCACCCCUUCAAUGUUUGACAAAGCCCUUAAACCUUUUGUGAACAAAGAACGGUUAAAAAUAAUCAGGGAUCCUGUGGAUCAGUGUGUUUCUCAUCAUUUAUCACGUGUGAAGGAGAAAUUCCCUGACCAGAAGGUGGACGUCAUAUUUGAUUAUGAGAUUCUGCCAAGCCGAAAGCCCAAGUUCUUGGCGCAGACAGCUGCCCAUGUUGCUGGGGCCGCAUUUUACUACCAAAGGAAGGAUGUGAAACUUGAUCCUUGGGGAAAAAAGAAGAUCUAUGGCGUAUGUAUCCAUCCCAAGUAUGGUGGUUGGUUUGCUAUCCGGGGUCUUCUCCUGUUCCCAGAUAUUCAGGUACCAUUCCUGGAACAAUCUGACCCUGUUGACUGUGUGAGCACAGAGGAGAAAAGAAUUGAGUUGCUGGAGCAAUUCAAUUUCCACUGGCAGGACGGCCGCUACAGGGACAUAAUUGAAGUGAAGGAAAGGUAUUCGGAGGAGCAAAAAGCCUACUUUGCCACUCCUCCAGCAGAGAGGUUGAGACUGCUGGGGCUGACACAAGAAGCCCAGAGAAGCACAUUUCACUGAGUGACCUGGCUCCGUGAAGGGGUGGAGGGUAAGCAAAGUGUAACUCAUCAGCACCUUUUCCACAGUGCUGAGGAGGAUGGUGUGCUGAUAACAGAUGGCAAAUCCAAGCAGCGUGAUGCAGUGGCGCAAUCCAAACGUCAGCUUCUCAGAGUUAAGAGGGGAGUGCUGCAUCAAAGCAUUGGUGGUCUGGAGGAAGGUGGGAGCAGCCUGUUCUGUACUGUUGCUGAUUUGGUGCGUCUUCUUGGGAGUCUGAUAAGACACCAGUUGGUCUUUGGUUCGGAAAAGUUCAGACACUGGAAACUGGAAGACACGUGCUGCUCAUUAGAGAAGUCAUUUGUGUUCUCAAUAAUUUUCUUUCCAAAUGUUUCGGUAUUAUUCUAUGUGAGAGUAAAAACCAUUGAUUUUCAGUCAUUGUGCUCCAAAAUGAUUUUUUUUUUCAUCUGAACUUGGGGCAGAUGCUUUUUUACAUUUUAUUACCCUGUGUCAUAACUCUCCCUAGGGCAUAAGUGUUCUGUCUUUUCAGUGUUGCCUUCCUCAAAGAAAAUUUGCCCUGUAUUCCUUCACUUGCAGUGAAGCUUUAUUUAAUUAAGAAAUCUUUCAAUGUGUCCUUUCCUUAAUAUCCAAAAGAAAAUUCUCCAGAUAUUGUUUCAUUGAGUAGUGUGAUCCUGUACAUGAAUCAGGAGUGAGGAAAUUUGAGCCAACAGCAGCCCCCUCCUCCAGGGUAGUUAAGAAAGGGAAAGGGACAGGACAAAGGUCACAGCCCAAGUCUGCUGUUUCCCCUUCACCCAGGGCCAGCUUCUCAGAACAAGGUGACGUCUUUACAUCAGUUUUAAGCAUAUAGAGCAGCCGACUAAAAUCUUUGGGAAGAUGCUGCAUAAUGUCUAUGUGAGUGGAGUGUUAAGGUAACUGACUGAAAAAGACAAUUCUCAUUGACCUUUUUCUAAGGUAGAUGAGGUUUGUAUUUAAAAUAUUUUUCAGUGCUGUGCCAGCACACACCGACACACCACAGUUUUACUACCAUAGUUUCCUGUUGUACCAUCUGUAUGGGGGAGAUCAUAAACCUGCUCACACGUAAAAACCACUGCAUGAAACAUUGUCACACGCACAGGCAAACAAGCAGAGGCAGGGGGCGGAAAGAGAAAACAUUCAUUAUGUUCAUGUUACUUACAUUGCUGGAUAAAACAACUUCAGACAUAAAUAUAGCAAUUUUUUAGAUGACACUGUCCUGUUAGAUUUGUGCAGAGGUUACAAUGGCACUGGGAAUCGGGAAUUAAUUUAUCUUCCAGCACUUGGAGGCUCAGGCCUCAAUAAAAUAAUACAAUAAAAAUAAUAUUUUGUGGGAGUUUUGUUACUUGACUGCAGUGCAGUGCUGCAAAUCACUAAGCACUUUUUCCCCUUCCAUGAUAUCAACACGAUGAUGCAAAAAUACUCACAUUGCAGAACUGAGCCAUUCCUUUUUAUUUUAUGUUGUGAUAAUUCUUGAUACCUUUUGGAGACUCAAAAACCAAGGUUGCCCUCAUGAUACGUCACUGCAGUUUUUCAUAAUCUAUGUACUAACUAAGCACAAUCAAAAUUCAGCAUAACAAGUUUGUAAUGUAAACAGAGUAGUAUGCAUGUGAUCACUGGGUUUGUUCAGUGUAUUUGCUGUUACAAAAAAGUCUUUGUUGCUUUCCAUGCUUUGUUCACCACAUCUGGCUAAGGCACGACACCUGACUUACUGUGUGAUAGUGGUAUUGUGAUUUUUAAUUUAAGCAAAAUAAUGAAAUUGGUUUAAAUUCUCUUCUUUUGUUAUAAAAGUACUUCUGGUUGAAAUAUUGGUUGACCUUCCAGAACUUUCCAAUUGACCUGUAAUUUAACAGGGACUUGAGUUAGUGGCUUGUAUUAGUAACAUAUAUAAAAUAUUGUUUCUCUUAGAAGGAUAAAUACAGAAUGGAAUUGGAUUUAUCUUUUUACACUACAACUUAAAGUAAAACAUUUUGCAGUUGAUUUCUUACAAAUAUUUAAUAUCUUGUCUUAGUUAAUUUAUUAAACUGAUUACCAUAGCCAUUUCAUUUCAAUUUUUGUAAUCUAUUUCUCUCUACAUGAUAUUUUGGUUAAUAAAAUACACAAAGUUAUAAGUAA
Falco peregrinus (peregrine falcon) is the source of this 2925-nucleotide messenger RNA. RefSeq names its product metabolism of cobalamin associated C (gene MMACHC). Gene Ontology annotation, molecular function: cyanocobalamin reductase (cyanide-eliminating) (NADP+) activity; FAD binding; demethylase activity. Gene Ontology annotation, biological process: cobalamin metabolic process. NCBI's taxonomy places the organism in Eukaryota, Metazoa, Chordata, Aves, Falconiformes, Falconidae. The record is from RefSeq and is a predicted model, not a curated record. The coding region runs from base 73 to 804 and encodes 243 amino acids. The transcript is spliced from 4 exons. Gene Ontology annotation, cellular component: cytoplasm.